Penicillium nucicola is the source of this 2589-nucleotide messenger RNA. RefSeq names its product beta-glucosidase. The coding region runs from base 1 to 2589 and encodes 862 amino acids. Gene Ontology annotation, molecular function: beta-glucosidase activity. Gene Ontology annotation, biological process: glucan catabolic process. NCBI's taxonomy places the organism in Eukaryota, Fungi, Ascomycota, Eurotiomycetes, Eurotiales, Aspergillaceae. The transcript has 4 exons. The record is from RefSeq and is a predicted model, not a curated record.
AUGUCGGACAUUGAUAUCGAAUAUGCGCUCGAGCAGCUUACUCUGAACGAAAAGGUCUCCCUUCUCUCAGGAGUCGAUGGCUGGCACACAGCAGCAAUCCCGCGACUGGGAAUCCCUCAGAUUCGAAUGUCAGACGGACCAAACGGUGUUCGAGGGACUCGCUUUUUCAACGGGGUCCCUGCAGCUUGUCUUCCUUGUGCGACCGCGCUAGGUGCUUCAUUUGACACGGAGCUCAUAUUUUCUCUCGGAAAGCUCCUGGGUGCAGAGUGCAAAGCGAAGGGCGCACAUGUCCUUCUAGGCCCGACCAUAAACAUCCAACGAGGGCCGCUGGGCGGACGCGGCUUUGAGUCUUUCUCGGAGGAUCCUGUUCUCUCUGGCUCUUUGGCUGCUAGCUAUUGUUUAGGUGUUCAGACUGAGAAUAUCAUUCCGACGCCGAAACACCUGGUCUGUAAUGACCAAGAACAUGAGCGAGUUGCUGUUAGUGCGCUUGUGACUGAGCGAGCAUUGCGGGAGAUUUAUCUUCUCCCUUUUCAAUUAGCCAUUUCCGGUGCCAAUCCUGGUGCGCUCAUGACUUCAUACAACAAAGUCAAUGGAUGCCAUGCGAGUGAAAGUCCGGAUCUGCUACAAAAUGUUGUUCGAGACGAGUGGAACUAUAAAGGUCUCAUUGUGAGCGAUUGGUUUGGAACCUACAGCGGGUCCGAUGCACUCAAUGCCGGACUAGAUCUUGAGAUGCCAGGCCCAAGUCGUUUCCGGGGCCCUGGCUUGGUGCAUGCUAUUACAUCCAACAAGGUUUCCGAGAAGACUGUUAAUGACCGAGUUCGUUCGGUGUUGGAGAUGGUGAAGCUAACGGCCAGCUCAAAAAUUCCCGAGAAUGCAGUCGAAGUCCAACGGAAUCUGCCCGAAGAUCAAGCACUACUUCGCCGAGCAGCUUCUGAGUCCAUUGUGCUGCUCAAGAACGAUGACCAUGUUCUUCCUCUUGACCCUGCUAAGAAGACUCUUGUGAUUGGGCCCAAUGCCGAUAUUGCGGCAUACUGUGGUGGAGGCUCUGCAGCCUUGCCGGGGUACUAUACAGUCACUCCCUUGGAAGGAAUAUCUAGCAGCUGCACUGGAGGUGUCACGUUCUCACAGGGAGUCUAUAGUCAUAAGGAGUUGCCUCUUCUUGGCUCUCAGCUUAAGGUCGAGGAUGGUCGUGUCGGUUAUACAUUCAGCGUGUUUACCGAGCCCUCCACCAAAAAGGACAGAAAGGUGGUUGACAGUUUGCAUAUGACAAGCAGCUCUGCCUUUUUGAUGGACUACAAGCAUCCCGAGAUCCAUUCAGAUCUUUACUAUAUUACCAUGGAAGGCAUCUUCGAACCGGCUGAAAGUGGAGUAUAUGACUUUGGGCUUACUGUCGCCGGUACCGGAGAACUCUUCAUUGAUGGAGAGUUGAUAGUCGAUAACAAAACCACCCAGCGCCAGGGGACGUCCUUCUUUGGCAUCGGUACCCCAGAAGAACGUGGCUCGAAGUAUCUUGAGGCAAACAAGCAAUAUAAGAUUCUGGUCGACUAUGGUACUGCUCCAACUUCCAAUUUGAAAUUGCAUGGAGUCGUCUCGUUCGGGCCUGGAGGAGUCAGAGUUGGAGGAUGUCGACGUAUUGAUUCGGAGCGCUCAAUUCAAGAGGCUGUGAGCCUGGCAAAGUCUGCUGAGCAAGUCGUGGUCUUGGUAGGAUUGAGCGGGGAAUGGGAAAGCGAAGGCUUUGACCGUCCGCACAUGGAUCUCCCUCCACAUUCUGAUGAGCUAGUAGAGAGAAUUCUCGCUGUACAGCCAAAUGCUGUGAUAGUGGUGCAAAGCGGUACACCUGUGAGCAUGCCCUGGGCUCGAGAUACCAAGGCACUGCUUCAUGCUUGGUAUGGCGGUAACGAAACAGGAAAUGGAAUUGCUGAUAUCAUCUUUGGAGAUGUGAAUCCGUCUGGAAAGCUCCCUCUCACAUUCCCAGAGUUUGUCGAGCAGAACCCAGCAUACUUGUCUUUCCGCUCAGAGGGAGGACGUGUGCUGUAUGGCGAAGAUGUAUAUGUCGGCUAUCGGUACUACGAAAAGACCAAAGUGAAGCCCCUGUUUCCCUUUGGGCAUGGUCUCUCGUACACAAAGUUCUGUCUUUCAAAUCUUUCUGUCUCGCAGCCUCUGGCAAGCUUCAACAGAAUCAAAGAGGAAGUGCUUGAGGUUUCUGUUUUACUGGAAAACACCGGGCUAUGCAGUGGCGCAGAGACUACCUUGGUCUACAUCUCACCCUCUUCUAGCAGCAGUGUUACACGCCCAAUCAGAGAGCUCAAGGGUUUCAAGAAGAUUGGGCUUGAGAAGGGCGAAAGACAAGAGAUCUUGAUUUCGAUUCCACUUGCUCUCGCUACUAGUUUCUGGGAUGAAGGUCAAUCUACAUGGCUUAGCGAAGCAGGAGAAUACAGAGUGAUCGUGGUUGGCACCGGAGAUCAGAACUCGCUCUCUGCGACUUUCCACGUCGCCCGUACACGGAGAUGGAAUGGGUUGUUUGGGACCGGUGUGAAAGCUCCUUCAUUACAUGUCAACGGCAAUGGAAGUUUAAGCAAGCAGACAUAA